AUGGGUCUCGGAGGCAGGAAAAUCAAGCAGCGGAUUCCUGAUGACCCCAGGAAUCUGUCGUGGGCAGACGACGCUGCUAGGUUUGGCUCCAACUACCUCUCAAAGUUUGGCUGGGAUGCCUCUCAAGGGUUAGGCGUGGAUGGCGAGGGAAGAACAUCCCACAUCAAAGUCUCUCACAAACUCGAUAUGCUCGGUAUUGGCGCAGCGCACCAGAAAGACCCAAAUGGGAUCGCUUGGAAGCAAAACAAGGAUUUUGAAAAUUUGCUCAAACGGCUCAAUGAGAAUGCAACGGAAAUUGUGGACGGCAAGGAGGAGCAGGAUGUGGUGAAGGAGGAGACGCCAAAAAAGAAGCGGAAACAAAAAGGGGACGAGGAGAAGGACACGAAGAAGAAACGACGGAAAACUGAAGACAGCAGCCCGUCGGCUGAUGAGGUCGUCCCGGAUUCAUUACCUGCCGAUCCUGCGCCCGUGAGGGUUGCUCCUCGAUAUAGAGCGCAUCGCGCGAGAGCUAUCGCUGCCAAAUCUAUCACCUCCAAAUCAGCUGCUGCCAUCUCAGAAAUAUUAGGUAUCGCACCCUCCUCUGGGCUCUCUGUUACCACCACCCAAACAACUGGGAAAUUAACGUCGCUGACGGACGAUGCAACAAUCGAAAAGUUGACCACUUCCACCAAAAGCGUCGCGGAUUAUUUCAAAGAGAAGCUUCUCGUACGGGCAACCCAAUCUGAAUCAACCACGCCAAUAUCCGAGCAGGACGCGUAUGAUCUUCCCAGAAGCGGCCUGGGGUCCGGCCGUGCGCGUUUUGAGAUUCAAGAAGACGAUUCCGAGAUGGGGGCACGCCGUGUCGGGUUAUCAAAGUUUUCCUCACUCAUGUCAUCCCAAUUCCUUGCUGCUACUUCAACCCUUUCUACACCUCCGGAGAAAACUCAAAGUGAAGACGUUGCUACGACCCAGCUGGACAUGGUGGAGGAAGAGCAGACGAGUGAAGAAAAGAGAAAGAAAAAGAAAGGGGAUAAAGAUGAGAAAAAAGAAAAGAAAUCGAAGGAUAAAGUCACUAGAACGGAAGUCAAGGAUCCAGAUACCCUCCAGACUGCUUCAUUAGACGAUGUGGAUAGAAAGGCGAGGAAAGCGCAACGAAAGGCGGAGAAGAAGGCAAGAAAAGCUGCCGAAAACAAUCUUCAUUAG
Molecule: messenger RNA, 1182 nt
Organism: Laccaria bicolor S238N-H82
Lineage: Eukaryota; Fungi; Basidiomycota; Agaricomycetes; Agaricales; Hydnangiaceae
Exons: 3
Coding region: 1-1182 (393 amino acids)
Biological process (GO): regulation of ribosome biogenesis
Cellular component (GO): nucleolus
Molecular function (GO): nucleic acid binding
Source: RefSeq, a predicted model, not a curated record